Messenger RNA from Sinocyclocheilus grahami, 2245 nucleotides. It is a transcript of the gene lrguk, whose product is annotated as leucine-rich repeats and guanylate kinase domain containing. Gene Ontology annotation, molecular function: protein binding; GMP kinase activity. Gene Ontology annotation, cellular component: cytosol. The transcript has 19 exons. NCBI's taxonomy places the organism in Eukaryota, Metazoa, Chordata, Actinopteri, Cypriniformes, Cyprinidae. The coding region runs from base 1 to 2181 and encodes 726 amino acids. The record is from RefSeq and is a predicted model, not a curated record.
AUGAAGAAUGAUGGUGAAUUAACGGAGGAGGACGUGUUUAAAUGCCUGUCCAUCCUGGGACAGUCAGCUACCGGACUCCAGCACACUUACCUGUGCCUCUCUGUGUCAGGGCGAGACUUGAAAAAUGUCUCCAUUUUAUGCAAUUAUAUCUAUCUACAAAAGCUAGAGCUUCCCUACAAUAAAAUCAAAGAUCUAUCCUGCGUGAGUCACAUGCCACACCUCAUCAUACUGGAUGCUUCCCACAACCAACUCACCGAUUUCUUUGGAUUCCAGCCGCCAAAAAAUCUCAAGGAGGUCAAUUUCUCACACAACCAGAUGUCAGUAAUGAAGGAUCUUUCUGUAUAUUCCUCUUUGACCAAGCUGAUUCUUGACUAUAAUUCAUUUAGUGCCAUCAGGGGGCUGGAAAAGUGCAAAAGGCUCUCACACCUCAGUCUGGCCCAUAACAACAUCUCCCGCAUUAGGGGUCUGGACCAUCUGCCUCUCAGAAAGCUCUGCCUGAGGGGGAAUGUGAUACAGAGGAUUGAGAAUCUCCAGACUCUACGCAACCUGCAGGUUCUGGAUUUGUCCUGUAACCGGUUUCAAAACCUCUCGGGUCUCCAAAACCUCCAUCUCCUGGGAAACAUCAACCUUGAGAGCAAUCUGAUCAGUGAGGUAAAAGAGGCUGCACAUUUGCAUGACCUGAUAUUGUUGAGAGAAAUGAAUCUCCUCAGAAACCCAGUGCAGGACCAGGAUGACUAUAGACUAGCUGUGAUAUUCCUCCUUCAGCACCUCACCAUUCUGGAUCAACACACUGUAACUGCAGAGGAGAAGGUGUCUGCUGUGAACAACCACGACCCUCCUCUGGAGGUGAUCGCAGCCAGAGAUCACAUGACCCACUUGGUAUACCAGCUCAUGCAACCUCAGGUUAUUUUUGACAGUACUCUCCCCAGUCUGGAUGCUCCAUACCCCAUGCUGGUCCUCACUGGCCCGCAGGCCUGUGGGAAGAGGGAACUAGCCCAUAAGCUGUGCCAGGAUUUCAGCGACUACUUCGCUUAUGGUGCCUGCCACACCACCAGGGGGCCCUAUUAUGGGGAAGAGGAUGGAUCUGACUAUCACUUUGUCACUGAGGAAGAAUUUCAGAACAUGAUUCAAAUGGGUCAGUUUGUCCAGACGAUGCAGUACGGAGGACAUUGGUAUGGCCUGUCGCGGGAAACAAUUGAGUGUGUGGCUCGCGAAGGUCUUGCCUGCUGUGUGCAUAUGGAACUAGAGGGAGUGUAUAGUUUGAAGAACUCGUAUUUUGAGCCCCGUUACGUCUUGCUGAUCCCCACUGUUGUUGAUAAUUACGUCUGCUUUCUGAAUGCAAGAGGAUUCUACAGCAUUGCUCAGAUGGAAACAGCUGUGUCUCGUAUUGAUUUGUAUUCCAAGACCAACAGAGAAUUACCUGGCUUCUUUGACAACAUCAUCCCUUGUGAUGAUCGUGCUGAGGCCUACCAGGCUUUAAAACAACUGGUGAAGGAGUACCUGGGUCUAGAGGAGCAUGGAGGAGGAGGUGACAGCAGCUCAGUCACACCUGACAACACCUCCACAAACGCAACUGGCGAGUUACUGGCAGCCAACACGACAGAGGCCACUGACCUCAUGGACUCCUACAGCAGAAACUACCAGAACAAAAUCCAGGCCCAGAUGACCCCUCAGCAGACCCCUGCAGAAAUGGCUUCCAAUCACAGGCAUCAGCAGCUGAUUCGAGAAGCUCUGAGCGGGAAGAGUCUUGGUGCAUAUGCCGAGCUGUUUCAGAGAAGUGCACCCACAGCUCCAUCAUCAUUAGCCUCUCAGUCCCGGCCCCCACCCGGCCCCUCUUCCUCCCCAAUGUGUCCUGUUGGCCUCAGCGCUCCUGACCCCGAUGAGGACAGCAGUUCUGAGGAAUCUCGUGCCAGUUCUGGCCUGUCCAUGAGGAGCUCAGCGGGGGCGCUCUCAGCGGCCCAGGGAUCAGACGCUGGGUCAGGGCCCAACAUAGAGCCUUUGGAUAUGUCUAUGUUGGGGCAGGACCAGGACUCUCUUAGAGGUGACGAGCAUUUUUCUCUCUGUCACAUGGUCUCUCCAACACUCCCCUCCUCCCCGGGCCGUCCAGGUGCCACCGUUAAACCAGUCCUGCCACCCAUCCCAUCUGGAAGGAAGACCAGUGAUUCCGGCUCAAAGCAAUAACUAACAGGACAGAGAGCUAGAGAGGGUAUAGAUAGUGAGAUAUCAGCACAUCAUGUGAGUGUUA